Molecule: messenger RNA, 1513 nt
Organism: Xylaria bambusicola
Lineage: Eukaryota; Fungi; Ascomycota; Sordariomycetes; Xylariales; Xylariaceae
Exons: 2
Coding region: 109-1188 (359 amino acids)
Source: RefSeq, a predicted model, not a curated record
GCGAAGCGAGUCCCAAGCGUCGCUGUCCGAUGUUCUUCUUUCCACUACUCAUUUUCAUGUGCGUAGGCUACAAUCCAAAAAGAAAGAUUUUAUCCUACCAUUGUAACUAUGAGUGAGGGCAAUCUCUAUAUUUCGUCCGGACAGUGUUUCUAUGGAGAAGGGCAGAUCUCCGACCCACGUUUCAUUCCAUGUGGCAACGCUGCCGUUGCAGGCACUCAGGCUUGCUGUUUCCAAGGGGAUUUCUGCUUAGCUUCUAACGUAUGCUACGAUAACGAUACAUCUGUGACUUACAUCACCGGAUGUACGGAUGCAACCUACUCGUCGUCCAAAUGCCCACACAAGGCAGGAUACCCUGAUCAACAAUGGGUAGCGCUAGCGAGAUGUGAUGGCGAUGACAUUGACCUAUUUUCUGGCUGCGGCCACCAUAAGGAUGAGGUUGUGAUCAAACAUGAGGACUGUACAUGCGACGCUGCAUCGGCGUUGAUUUCGAAUCCUGCCAGUGGACAGCCAACUCUGAACCAGAUUGGAUUGCUCCCAACAACAGCUGGAGGGACUAUCUCCUUCAAUCCCACAGCGCUUCCGACUGCUACAGCGUCAUCCGAUUCAAGCUCUGGAGGUCUUACAACGGGCGCUAAGGCGGGUAUCGGUGUUGGCGUUGGCGUGGGCGUGCCGGUGAUUGCGGCGAUUAUUUUCCUAUUUUUCUUCUUGCGACGCAAGAAGAGACGGGCAGAGCAACAUCAAGAGCCACAGCAACAACAAUUCCGACCACCACCAUCGGAACUCCCUCCCCAGGAGGCACACGCACAGAUGAUGCAGCAGCAUUCCCCGCCACCCGUGUACAGUACCGACACCCAGAACGCGCAGUACGGAUGGCUCCGCCACAAGCCAGAGCUACAUGGCGACCCAGCGCAUAAGGUCGAGCUCCCAGGGGACUCGCAUGCGCAUGGAAACAACACCGGCGUGAACAGGAUGGACUCCAUCCAGAAGACACCGUAUGAAAGCUAUCCGCCAAGCGAAUAUGGUGCGGACGUUAGUCAUCGUGAGAGUGAGACUCCGUCCCUGCCGUUUGUUUCGCCGCAGACCACGGGCAGUACGGAUGUGCCGCAAGCGGCCGGCGGCCAUCAACGGACGGGAUCUUCUAAUAUGGAUCCUAUCUCCGAACAUCGCUUUGAUGGCAGACAGUACUAGUUAGCUAUCAUCAUGUGCAUGGAUUGGUUUCUUAUUGAAAAGAAGUUGUCUCCUCAUCAUAUCGCAUAUAAGGAUGUAAGUUUUCUACGCGACGGGGAUAGCGACAGACUGGGAACUAAGUAUCGCAAAUCAUGUAAGACUGCUGUUUAGGUGUCGAGUUCGGAGCCGAGUGGCUAAGUCAUCGAACUCCUGCAAUGAGAUCUAGCAUUUCUAUAAGCUCUUAUGGUGAUUGACACCGCAAACGCAACGAUGGUCAAGUGAGCAGGUGUCCGAUAUCCGGGAAGGCAUUUUAUGUAGUACCUGGUAGAUCAUACAUCAACCAUAA